Molecule: messenger RNA, 417 nt
Organism: Pyricularia pennisetigena
Lineage: Eukaryota; Fungi; Ascomycota; Sordariomycetes; Magnaporthales; Pyriculariaceae
Exons: 2
Coding region: 1-417 (138 amino acids)
Source: RefSeq, a predicted model, not a curated record
AUGCUCGGCCGAAUCCUGCUCACCGUCGACUGCAUCGGCCUCCUGUUUGGUGCAGUUAUAGCCGACUGGAACGAGACUCAUGUCUACAACUCCAGAUGGCCUCCACACGCAAAAUUCCACAAUGCGCAGACCAUCAGCCUCUCGGUGAUCCUGGGUCUCGCCACGCUCUUCCUCACCUGGCGGCCGUACCUGCAAGACACUGCGGGUCCCAAACGGCUGAGUCCUGAGCUGGCCCGGGACUCGCUGCGCAUGGCAGCAUUCACGGGGUCAAUCUACUGGAUCGCCGGGCUGGCAGCCGCCUUCUUCCCGGGGACCAGCGGGCUCGACCCCGAGUUUGGAGGGCCCGGGUUUCCCCAGAAGUGGCUAUUCAUGGGUUUCGGUGCCUGUGGUCUGCUGGGGGGCGCAGUGCUGUCUUGA